AACUGCCAAUAAAGCCACGAAGCAGAAGACACCGGCGACAGAAGACCUCUUGCUUUUGAAGCACAACAAAAUACACUUUAACCCCUUACUUUGCAGAAUAGUCAUGACAGCAGUGUCAGAUUCGGAUGACAGCUGUUUGUUUGCUAGGGAAUUCGAGGUUGAAUCCCUGGACACUACUUUAAAGUUUUAUCAGAAAGAAAUCGGCGAUGUUAGUUGUGUUAUCUGGGAUGCGUCUUUGGUCUUGGCCCGAUAUUUGGAAAAAAGAGCUGAAGCCAAUCCCACAUUCCUUAAAAACCUUAAAAUUGUUGAGCUUGGAGCUGGCGUAGGCUGCGUGGGAAUUUUAGCCGCAUGCUUUGGAGCUGAUGUAACUAUGACUGAUUUGCCGUCUGUUUUACCGUUACUCGAACGUAACAUAUGUAUAAAUAAAGAUGUUUGGUGCAAAUCCGGGGGUAGAGUGGAAGCCUGUGAACUGUCGUGGGGCGAUGCAAAGACUGAAAUUAAACCCCCAUCUCUUUUGCUUUUGGCUGAUUGUGUCUACUACUCUGAGUCCAUUCUACCUUUGGUUCAAACAAUGAAAGAAGUGUCGAAUACAGACACUGAAAUCAUCAUUUGCCAAGAAGAGAGGGAUAGUGAUAAACAAAGAAAGAUAUGGAAAGAAUUUACAGCUGAACUGAGCAAGUACUUUAGGUUUAUUGCAGUGCCUUUGGAAGAGCAGCAUCCCCUUUUUAGAAGUCCAGAUAUUUUGCUUCUUAGAGGAUCACGUUUAAUAAAUUAAUGUACUAUUUUUCCCUCAUUCA
This is a messenger RNA of Thrips palmi, 797 nucleotides long. Its product is annotated as protein-lysine methyltransferase METTL21D-like. The transcript has 3 exons. Gene Ontology annotation, cellular component: cytoplasm; cytosol. Gene Ontology annotation, biological process: peptidyl-lysine methylation. The record is from RefSeq and is a predicted model, not a curated record. The coding region runs from base 104 to 775 and encodes 223 amino acids. Gene Ontology annotation, molecular function: protein-lysine N-methyltransferase activity. NCBI's taxonomy places the organism in Eukaryota, Metazoa, Arthropoda, Insecta, Thysanoptera, Thripidae.